Molecule: messenger RNA, 3522 nt
Organism: Nilaparvata lugens (brown planthopper)
Lineage: Eukaryota; Metazoa; Arthropoda; Insecta; Hemiptera; Delphacidae
Exons: 2
Coding region: 1664-3457 (597 amino acids)
Source: RefSeq, a predicted model, not a curated record
UGGUGAUAGUCAUUUUUUUAAGUCGUAUUUUUUUGAAGUCAUGCGCUAUAUUAAAGUCCCUAAGAGAAUUUUUGUAAAUAUUAUUCGUAAUUAUUUAUCAUUUCAUCAUUGUUUAUCAGAAUUGAUUAUAAUAUUUAUGGAUUUAUCAUCCAGUGGUUGAAUAAUAGGAUUAUAUUUUAUUUAUUUGAUCUGUUUUCGAUGGGGUCUUAUGAUUCAAGCCUAUAAUUAUAAGUCCUCGUAAAAUUUUAUUAAAGUAUUAUUACUGAUUAUUGUUGCUGGAGGUGAAGUCCAUAUUUUUCAAUGGUAAUAUAGACCAAACUUAUUGUCCAUGGGUUAUAAUAAACGGUUAUAGGGGAAUUUUUUAGCUAUGGAUAGCAGAGUUUCAGUUUUAUACGUUUAUAUCUUUGAAUUGAAUUUCGUUUUAUAAUUUUUUCUCAGUAUAAACUAAUGAUUACUAUAUUCUUGAUUAUAUUUCAUGAUAAUAUUUGAGUUUCAUUGUGUCAUGGUUCUAAUAUUAAUGGUUUUGAGUAGAAAAGUUUUUCUUUUGGCACAAUAGGUUGAGUUUAGGGCUUAUUAUUAUGGUUGAGUUUUUAUUUUCAGAAGUGAUUUUUGGUAAUCAUUGUAGAACCAUGUUUUACGAUAUAGAAUCAGUUAUUAUAGAAGAGGGUUUAUUAUUCCAUGGUUACAUAUUUAUAAUUUUAGGGUACAGUUACCUAUGAAAAUUGGUAUUUGGCUGGGUUUUACAUUUAAUUUCACCAGUUGCAUUAUUGAUUUUGUAUUGAUUUUACAGUUAUGAUUAACCAUGUUAUAUUUCAUAGUCAUUAUAAUUAUAUCUCAGUUAUUUCAAAUUAUGGUUAUUCCAGGAAAAUGAACAGGAAAUAUGGUUGAUGGAUAGUUUACCAUUUUAUGAUAACCAAAUGGUCAUGUUUCAUUCACAUAAUUACAUAUUCUGAUUACAUGUUACAUUUUUGUAAUAUAACAUUAUCACUGAUAUAACUUUCUUUUUUUUUCUCGAUAAAUCAUGGUACGUUUUAAUAUUUGGUGCCACGAAAAAGUACAGUAAUGUAAUUCAUUGUUUUGUUAUUUUAUUUUUGCGUUUGUACUGAUGUGACCUACGUUAAGAAAGUGCAAUUGUCACGUAUUUUUGUUUAGUUGUCAAUCUUGUUAUUCAUAUCCAGGGCAAGGUCGUUCAUUGAGUGACAAACGUUGUUAUUGAUACUUUUAAACGUUCACUAAUAGAAAUUCAUAAUGAAGCUGUUAUAAGACAAUUAUAUUUUUGAUGGAUGAAUAUUUUAUUCACUUUUAUUUUGACUUGAAUUUCUUUCUCAAUAAAAAUAUAACUAGAGUAUAAGUUUCUUAUAUUCUGAUGAUUUAUUGUAUGAUUGUGAUUUUGUUUUCAUAUGACUCAUAUAUUGUUCUGAUUUCAGAAUUGUUCCAGUAUAUAUAUAUAUAGGCCUAUGCACUUCUAAUAAAUUGUAUCAUUUCUAGGUUUCUGAUUAAUAAUAUAUGCUAACCAGCCAGUCCAGUUGUUAAUUGUAAUAUUCACGUCGAGUUUAUUAAUAUUAUUGUAAACGUUUCUCUUGAUUUUUUUUUAUUACGAUUCAUUUGCGGUUGCUUCAAGUAGAGUUUUUUUUGUUUGUAAGAGGUUCUGUUACGCAUAAACAUGUCAAUUAUGGUACAUUUUGCGUCAUUUCUCAUUCUCACGACUUUCACGGCGCAACUGGAGGCAGUCAGGGUCUUCGCGGGAGUUUUCUACAAGGAGCUACGUCACGCUGUAGCGUAUGAAUCAUCGGUUCCACUAACAUACGAGGUAGAUUUCCCGGCAGCUCAGCUCGACAUCUUGCAGGCGGAAAGGGUGUUCUGGCCUAACUGUCAACAAGAGGAUUGCAGUUUAGCGGAUGCGGUAGAAGUUUUGUAUAAUUCUACAAACGGAAUUCUUCGCAACAGUCAUGCUGCUUUCAACUCUUCAAUUCGUUUGGGAACUCAAGCUUCACGAAAGACCAGAGCGAUCGAUGUUGUCGGCGAUUUUCUUCAUUUUUGUUGCGCAGUCGCGACGGAUGGGGAACUUCAUAAGCUGGAAUUCAACGAAAAACAUGUAGCUGAUCACCUCAACGCAUUCCAAGGGUUGGUUGCAGACGACCACAAAGAUUUAAUUCGGAUUUCUCGCAACUUGAGGCAGUUUGCUGGAAAUUUUUCUCAGCAAUUUCACGAUGCGUAUAGCAAAUUAACAGACAGUAUGAGAUUAUUCGUACAACAGAAUGUAUCGGAGGAGAAAACACUGUUCACAAACCAGUUAUUAAUUUACAUUUUUCACCUCUACUCACAUGUAAAUAUUUUAUCACGGCAGGAAUUCAUAAAUACUGCGAAGGAACGCUGUGAUAAAAAGCUUUUACCCUUUUCGCUGGUACACCCCAAUUUAUUACGUUCAGAUCUCUUCAGAUUGGAGAAAGGAUAUAAGUCGAAAGGACACCAGUUAGCUAUACCUCUAUCGGAUUUGCAGCGAUAUUUUGAUCUUCCACUUACGACUUGCGUGGUGAAGGAGAACUCCAUGGUGCUUAGCUUAAAAGUACCGUUGGUCAGCAUCGGCGGACAGUUUCAAUUGCACAAGUAUGUGAGGACACCUAUGUAUUUCGACGGCCAGAUUUGUCAGCUUCAGCAGCAGGAUUUCGUUUUGGCGCGGAGACAGGAGGACGGUGAGAUUCAGGUCAUCUCGGGAGAUCAUCUCUCUUCUUGUCGGGCACAGGACGAUUUCUUAUGCUAUCUUCCGCGGCUGGUGCAUGGAGGACAUAUGUCAUCAAGAUGUAUGCAUCACUUGUUUGCGGCGACAGAGCUGAAGGACAUCCAACAAUAUUGCAGUUUAAGCUGUCGUCCAGCUAAGCAGGAGUUGGAGAUCGUCGAAUUUUCGCCUUCGGAGUAUAUCGUCGCGAAUAUACAGGCCAACACUACAGUCACUUGCGAGGGAGGUUCGUUUCAUCAUCUUCAACCUAUUCCGGGAGCAAUGUAUGUGGUUUUACCCUGUCAUUGCGAGAUUUCGGUCGGCGGGAGAAUAAUGGUGAGAAAGACUUUUCCGUGUGACGCAAAUGUUGAUAAACAACCUCAGGUUCUCCAUUACUUACCUUUGCAUUGGGUUAAGUUUAAUUCGUUGAAAAUUGAUGUUUUGCAACCGCAUUUCAAUCCUAAUUUUGUUAAUUUUAGCGAAAUUUUAAAAACUGAUAUAGAUAUAAAGGUUCCGGAAUUUACAGUUCAAGACGUAAUAUCGUCAGAUAUAUUUCACAAAGUAGAUCUUCCAAAUUCUUGGGGAGAUGUUGUAAAUUCCUCUAGUUUUGUUUUUUAUAUAUUAUUUGGCUGGUUAGGGUUUUUAACUUUAUUCUGUGCAUAUUUAGGCAUCAAGUUGUAUGUGUGUAAAUUAUCUGCUGUAACGGUAGCACAACCCAAGAUACAUAUAAUCGAUAGUUAGGAGUUAUAUAGUUACUUUUUGAUGGAUUAACUGUUUUAUUGUUUUUUUUUCUUGACUAUAUAGUU